Molecule: messenger RNA, 2595 nt
Organism: Fukomys damarensis (Damara mole-rat)
Lineage: Eukaryota; Metazoa; Chordata; Mammalia; Rodentia; Bathyergidae
Product: palladin-like
Exons: 15
Coding region: 148-2595 (815 amino acids)
Source: RefSeq, a predicted model, not a curated record
CGAGAAAAGAAGAAACGUUCAUCGGAAGUUCAUCACCUUCCUGGAAGCUUCAAACUGACCAAGCAUUGAAAAGAACACAAGAAGAAAACAGGUUUCAGGGCCUCUGGCUUUCUGUUGAAAACAAGUGUGUAUGAAAACCAUUCAAAAAUGUCAGAGACUUCCUCCCACGACUCCUUCUACGAUUCCUUAUCAGACAUGCAGGAAGAAAGCAAGAAUGCUGACUUCUUCCCGGGACUGUCGGCUUUUCUUAGCCAGGAAGAGAUAAACAAGAGCCUUGACCUGGCCCGGAGAGCUAUAGCCAACUCUGAAACAGAGGAUUUUGACUCAGAGAAGGAGAUCUCACAGAUUUUCAACUCCUCUCCUGUCUGCGUCUGUGAAAAUCCUUCCCACAAGGAGACCAAGCUGGGUGAGCAAAUCUCUUCAGGAAGACUUCAGAAUAAUAAACUAACAUCUAUCCAGCUUCCGGCAGAAAAACCAAAUGAGAGAAUCACUUCACCUGCUUCAAGGAGGAAAUCUGCUGUGUCUCCCCAGUUUGCCAGGCCCAGUUAUAUCCGAAGCCUCCGAAAGGCUGGCAAAAGGGGCGCAAAAACUCUCAAUACAAAUGAGAAGCCCAAACCGGCACAUCAAAGCAAGGCUGGUCCUCAGAGUGAGCUGUGUGACAAGGCGGCUAAUUUUAUCGAGGAGCUGACAUCCAUAUUUAGAGGAGUAAAACCAAGAAGCAGGAGCCCAAACGGGGAGUUGUCAUCACCAGACAGUGGGUAUCUGUCUCCUAAAAAUCAGCCAUCGAACCUGAGGAGUACCUCGGCCAGCCAGAGCCCCACAGAAGACCAUCAAGAGAUGGAAGCAGAGGUCAAGCGGCCUGAGGCCAUGCACUGCUACCAGGCUGACCAGCCCGUGGCGAGGCCACGGUGCAGUAGCGCCUCUCACCCGCAACCCCUGAAGGCCCCCCAUUUCCAGACCGCGCCUCGGUUCAUCCAGAAGCUGAGGAGCCAAGAGGUCGAGGAAGGAAGUCGCGUUUAUUUGGAGUGUAGAGUCACUGGGAACCCAACUCCUAGAAUCAGAUGGUUCUGUGAGGGGAAAGAGCUACACAACACUCCCGACAUUCAAAUCUUCUGUGAGGGCGGGGACCUCCAUACCCUGAUCAUAGCCGAGGCCUUUGAGGAAGACACAGGCCGCUAUACCUGUCUGGCUACAAACCCCUGCGGCUCAGACACAACAUCCGCUGAAGUGUUCAUUGAAGGAGCCAGUUCAACAGAUUCUGAGACUGAAAAUUUAGCUUUCAAAUCAAAAGCUGGAGAUAUGCCACAAGCUCAAAAGAAAACGACUUCAGUCUCCUUGACAAUAGGAUCAUCAUCUCCAAAGGCAGGAGUGACCACAGCUGUGAUUCAACCACUAUCUGUCCCUGCUCCACAGGUUCACAGUCCAACUUCAUAUCUCUGCCGACCUGAUGGAACCACCGCAGCCUGCUUUCCUCCUGUUUUUACAAAGGAGCUGCAGAACACCACUGCCUCAGAAGGCCAGGUGGUGGUCCUGGAGUGCCGGGUCCGGGGAGCACCUCCCCUGCAUGUCCAGUGGUUCCGGCAAGGAGUCGAAAUCCAAGACUCUCCAGAUUUCAGAAUUCUACAGAAAAAACCUAGAUCUACAGCAGAACCUGAGGAGAUUUGUACCCUGGUUAUCGCUGAGACUUUCCCUGAAGAUGCAGGGGUCUUUACCUGUUCAGCAAGAAAUGAUUUUGGAUCAGUGACCAGCACUGCCCAGCUGGUUGUCACCCCAGAGAGCUGCAGUCACAAUACAAUGGGAAACUCCAACAAGGAUCACUUUCCACCUCCCCCUCCAAUCUUGGAGACAAAUUCCUUUGAGUUGGCUUCCAAGAAACCAUCUGAGACCCAGCAGGGGAACAGACCUGAUUUCGGCCUCAGCAUGGCAGCCCUUCACAUGCAAUUCAAUUCUGCUGAGAGAGAAACGAAUGGAGUCCAUCCCAGUCAUGGAGUAAAUGGACUGAUCAACGGCAAAACUAACGGUAAUAAAUCUCUGCCAACACCAGCUGUCCUGCUUUCGCCUACUAAGGAGCCACCGCCUCUGCUUGCCAAACCAAAACUGGACCCUCUGCAGAUCCAGCAGCUGCAGAACCAGAUCCGCCUGGAGCAGGAGGCCCGCGCGCCGCCCUCGCCGCCCUUCGCCCUGCUGCCCUCGCAGCCGCCGCCCGUGGCCGUCAACGCCUUGGGGCUGCCAAAAGGCGUCACCCCCGCAUACCUGCUUAGCCGAUCUCACCUUUUACCCCUGCCAUUCUCGUUCUUGUUUGUGGGGAGAACGCUGCUCUCAGUGGGUCCACAGCAGCACGGUGAUGCCUUCUGUCUCCACCGCAUACUUGUGCAACUGGGUUAUGUCCAGGCUAGAAUAGGAAUGGGAAACAGUGUGCGCCACCAGGGAUUCCCAAAGAAGGCCAGCAGAACUGCUAGAAUAGCCUCUGAUGAGGAGAUCCAAGGCACAAAGGAUGCUGUUAUUCAAGACUUGGAACGAAAACUUCGCUUCAAGGAGGACCUCCUGAACAAUGGCCAGCCGCUGGGACUAGAACCAGCAAUUACUGGAAACUAA